Messenger RNA from Closterium sp. NIES-65, 1416 nucleotides. The record is from the annotation of a GenBank genome assembly. Lineage: Eukaryota; Viridiplantae; Streptophyta; Zygnematophyceae; Desmidiales; Closteriaceae.
AUGACGCUGCGGGGCGACGGGCGGCGGCCCGACGAGAAGCUGCAGGGCGACGGGCCGCAGCCCGACGAGAAGCUGCAUGGCGACGGGCGGCAGUCCGACGAGAAGCUGCAGGGCGACGGGCGGCGGCCCGACGAGGAGAAGAAGCGAGGAGUGGCUGCUACCAAUUUUCCUGAAGAUCCAAGUGCGCGUUUCUUUGGUCUGGGUAUUGUGGAGGAGAGUGGGAUGGGAGAGGAGGAGGGUGAAGCGACUAAGGAUGGUGAGGUGGCAGAGGAGGAGUGCAGCCAGUGCAUGGAGUGCCUGAGCGCCUUUGUCCAACACAUCUCCUGUUGCGCUCUCAUUGCCAAUUUCGCCUAUCGCCCCAUUGAAGCCCUUUUCAACCGCUUUCUCGCGGCCUUUCCCCCCCAGGCCCCUGAGUUUGACCAUUUGCUGAAGGCGCUGCUGCUGCGGUCGCCCCUCAAUGUUGAGCAGAUGAAAUCAAUAAAUGUUUCAGCGGCUGCAGGCAUGAGGAGGGGUGUGAGUGGGAUGCGCCAAAGGGCAGAGCAGGUGCUUUGGCUACCUACAAAUUCAGGCAUGAGGGAGAGCGUGAUGCGUCACAAGGUGCAAGAGAUGCCUGUCUUCUUCUUGCUAGCCGUUGCCUUGUAUCAUGCCAAGGCCAUAACCAGACUCAUUGGCCCUGAGGAGGAAGUUGGUGAGAGUGGGGCGGAAGAGGAUUUGGGCAAUGAUAAGGAGGGAGAUGGGGAUGUGUGGCAGGAGGUGCGAUCAUGUGCAUCCGUUUCAGCCACUAAAGGCUCUGGUCCCUUCGCUGGUGGGGAACGUGCGUGCGGUGUUGCAGGGUGUGGGAUAGUGGAGGGUGGUGGUGUGAAGCUGAGAAGCUGUGGUGGGUGUGGAAAGGUGGCGUAUUGCAGCAGAGAGUGCCAAAAGGCGCACUGGCCCUCCCACAAGCUCACUUGCCCUGGCAGGACCAAUGGCAAGAAGAUUGGAAAGGAUGAGAGCAAGGAUGGCAGCGGCAACAGUGGCACGACGAUUAGCAAGCUUUGGUGUGGUGAUGCUGGUGGUCAUCUCGGCACGCAAGGCCGUGCAUAUGAGCGAGACCAGCCAGAUCAGUCUGAAGCAAUGGAUACUGUUACAGUCUUCAAUGACCCCUACUUGGACGCACCAGAUGACUUGGUGCUGCGCUGGGCUCGCCUUGCCCUCUCCUGCACCACCAUGCCUGCGGCCUCCCGCCCCUCCAUGAAUCAAGUGCUGGGGGAGCUGGUGAAGUUGAAUCAGGAAGCUUCUGGAGCACAUGAGAGCCAUGUGGGCGAGGCCAAAUCUCGCAUGGACACGGAGCUUGGGAGUUCCAUUGGCUCCUCCAGCUUCACUGCUGAAAUGGCCCGUGCAGAGCAAGGGGUCAUGCCAAGUGGCUUUUCCACAUAA